AUGGACGCCUCGACUUCGUCUUACCUCUCUCUGCUGCUUACUACGGCGGCCGUAGCUGCCAUAUCGUCCGGAAUAUUUGGCUACCCAGGCAGCUGGGAUGCCCUUUCCCGGCUCAUAACCUCUUCAACCCAGACCGUCUUUGGCGACAUCGUUUUGCAAGAUGCUGCAUCAACCCAAAUCCAAGAUGCUCACAUUUCCCAAUGCCCGCCUCCUCCAUCACCACCGCCAUACUCUCCCGAGUCCUCCGACUUCCCUCCCACGGAAUCAAUGCUUUUUAUGGAGCCAGAAUCACCCAUCGAUAUUUCCCCCAACCGUGCCCCCAACUCCUUAGCAAACAAUUUCAACCACAUGCCUCUCAUCUCCGAGAGGGGUCGUCAACUUCCCGAGCCACCUUCCACCCUUUCCAUCGAGAUAGACGACUCGAUCGUCUCUUUGGAUAGAAAGGUCGAACAGUUCAUCAGGCUAAAUUCACACCGGAAUGACCAUUCGCUCUCGUUCAGCUGGGGAAGCGACCAGCACGGUCUCUUGGGCAGAUUGACCCUUCAAGCCCUCUUCGAGCGUCUCCAAGGCACCGAGGACGAUCUUGACUGCCCAAUUGAAUGUUUCAAACGGAUGGCUUUCAAAUCACCCGUCGAGGCGUACAAAGGACCGUUCUACUUACUCGGGGGACGUCUUCCAACCCAUGACUGUGUCGACUUCAGCCGGGCGACAAGCCUUGAAGAUCUCUUCUGGCAGGGUGAUAUUUCCUUGCUUGGACAGAAAUGCAUCAACAUCCCUUUCCACCAACUUCGUAGCCUCAGCAUGUCUGGGACCACCAUAUGCGUCGACGACGCCAUUUUCCUCCUGCAGGCGUGCCCGCUUCUCGUCUCCGCUGAAUUGGAAACCGUCAGGAACAAAGAUGUGCCUGAAAUGCACGACGACAGCACACCAAAACCGAACACGCGCUUGGACAUAUCUCUGGGCAAACUACUUGAGUUAAAGAUCACCGCAAUUGAAGACUUGAAGCCACUAUUUGAUGCCGUAUCCUGGCACAAGUUGGACAGACUCGCACUAGUUGUCGGAAGCAGGGCACUCCGCAAACUGGGCAACACGCUUAGGAGACAUGUCGAGCGUGGUCGUGGACAGAUAACGAAGUUGGAUGUGGCAGUCGUGGACAGCCACCUGCAUCCUCAGGAGUUGCGCGUUAGCGGAGGACUUCCCAGGCUUUGGUUAUAA
This is a messenger RNA of Cyclocybe aegerita, 1215 nucleotides long. Lineage: Eukaryota; Fungi; Basidiomycota; Agaricomycetes; Agaricales; Hemipholiotaceae. The record is from the annotation of a GenBank genome assembly.